Molecule: messenger RNA, 1962 nt
Organism: Oikopleura dioica
Lineage: Eukaryota; Metazoa; Chordata; Appendicularia; Copelata; Oikopleuridae
Source: the annotation of a GenBank genome assembly
AUGGAGAAAAAAUGGGUCUAUCUUUUAAUUGCUAUCGGGGUGUACUACAUUUCUAUUUACUUCAUUUUCUACAUCGCCGUUUUAACGAGGAAGAACUACACGACGAUCAAAUUAGAGGACAAGGGACAAAAUGAUGAAUCUUCUAAAACGGAAGAGUAUAGUGGAAAAUGGAUUGACAAAACAAUGUACAGAAUUUCUGACGAGGUAUCCGCAAAGCUAAUAAUUGUCUCUCAACCUUCCGAAUCUGAUGAUUCCGGACCAUGGGCUAGUAUUGAAGACGGUUGUCAAGAUUAUCAGUACCAGCACAACGAGCCAACCAUUCAUCCUGACGAUGACGAGCCAAUUAUUUUUCUCGUAAACGCUGGCGACUGUAACUAUGAGGACAAGAUUGAGAUGGCUAAACAGUACAUGAAUGAUGAUACAGGGAACCCAGCUGGACUUCUCAUCAUUGAUGUGGUCUCAGAAAGUAUCAUUGACAAAUCAUUAUCCGACAAUUCGCCGACAAAAAACUUCCCAGUUGUCGAAGUGCAAUAUUCAACAUUGAAAAGAAUGUGGACGGAUUUCGAGUUCGGUAACACCACAAAAACGAUAACAGUAACGAUCGGGACAGAAAAAGAGGAGGCAGAAGAAACUAUAAUUAUGAUGACGUUCUUGCCAACAAUUGUCCUGCUCUUGAUCCAUCUUGUGUGGUUGACCUGUUUCCCAAGGGGCUCGCAAUCAAGACAUUUGAAAGCAGAAGUCUCUGAUGAAGUCAAAGCUGACCUGAAGAAGAUUUACAUCUCGAAGAAAAUGCUCAAGGUUGACAGCAGGGAAAUCGGUGCUGGUUAUUUUGGAAACGUAUACAAAGGUCAUCUGAGAUACCAGAAUUCAAUAUCAAGCAAUAAAACAUCGUUUGUUCCUGUUGCCGUGAAAAGAUUCAAGAAAGAAAAGUGCUGCGCUGGCUUUCCUAAAAAUUUUUGUCCGAAUACCACGGACUAUUUCAAGGAGGCUUCUUUUGUGCUUCGAGCAAAGAGUAAAUAUGUUGUGGAAAUUUAUGGCAUAGCAAUCGAAGAUGGUAAUCAUCCUGUCAUCGUAAUGCCAUUGUACAGUAAAAAUAGGAGUAUAAGCGAAUACGUCAGUAAAUCCUCGAACGUCAUUAGAUUCACGCAUGCUCUGAAAAUUCUCUUUCAGUGUGCUUCUGGCUUUGAUUUUCUUGCGCAAAAUAAAAUUCUCCAUCGCGAUAUUUCAGCAAAAAACAUCCUCCUUGACGACAACCUUGUCCCAAAAAUAUCCGAUUUCGGGCUGUCGUCCUACACAACGGAAGAGUAUGGAAGCUGCUACUAUACGAUGAAGAAUAAUGACAAACCUCAUCCGCUUCGAAAUUUUGCACCUGAAGUUUUCAAUUUCGAGUUUUCCACAUACUCUGACAUAUUUUCCUUCGGAUAUGUAAUUUGGGAAGUAUUCAAUAGAGGAGGUCACCCUCUUGAUGGCGUGACGGGCUUGAACACUUGGGACUUGAUAAAAAGUUACAAGCAGAACAUGGACAUCAGGCAUGAACUGCCUUAUAUUCUAAACCAGCAUCAACACGUCGAGGUCUUCUCCGACGUGGCUAACCUUCUCCGACUCACAUGGAGCCACGAGCGUUCCGAACGAAAAUCAUUCACCCACUAUUACGAAGGAUUCAAAGCGGCGUACAACUACGUUGGUCGAAGAAAGGAUACCGUGCUUGAUAUAAAUAUACAAAAGCCAUCCAUUCUCCGAGCGAGCUCCGAACUCAGUCUCCCACAGCACUACUACUUGAAUAACUCAGCUGCAGAUUUGAAUAAUGAUUACAGAAGCUGGCUUGUUGAAACGGGAUCUAUUCGAUAUCUCCGGCCGCUAUCUCCGACCUCGCCGAUUAGAGGACCCCUCUCGUCAACUUCAAGUUCUGUAUCAAACGCUCGAUAUGGAACGCCAAUGGACAACUACAGCAAUAUCUUGUAA